Messenger RNA from Cavenderia fasciculata, 708 nucleotides. RefSeq lists its product as uncharacterized. The transcript has 3 exons. Gene Ontology annotation, cellular component: mitochondrion; endoplasmic reticulum. The record is from RefSeq and is a predicted model, not a curated record. The coding region runs from base 1 to 708 and encodes 235 amino acids. Lineage: Eukaryota; Evosea; Eumycetozoa; Acytosteliales; Cavenderiaceae. Gene Ontology annotation, biological process: protein targeting to ER.
AUGGCAGGUUUUGAUUUCAUUUUCUUAUUUGGUUCAUUGUUUAUUAUGCAAAAGGUUGAUUUUACCAACCCGACCAACAUUCAAAUCGCUCUUGUAGCAUUUGGUCUCAUUCAAACCUUGUGCGCUGUUUGCUACUUUAUCAUCUUCCAAAAGGUGUCAAAGAAGGCUGCUGGUCCACAAAUUGAAAUCACUACACCUGCUUCUUUUGGUUCUCAAGAAAAGGUUGAAAAGAUGACAGCCAAGGAAUAUGACAUGUCACAAGUUAAAAAGGCUGCUACUCAAUUGAUUAUGGGUGCAGGUAUUCCACUCUUUUUAUUCUACAAGUUUGGUAUUGCUCCACCAUUGGCCAUGAACUGUGUCUUUGGUCCACAAAACCUUUACAAGAACAAGUUGUUCAAGCUCUACAUUCUUGGUGAAGACGAGACCAAGUACCCACGUCCAUGGACUGAAGAAAAUCCAUUUGCUAGUCUUCUUGGAGGUGCUGGUGCUGCUGCUCCAGCUGGAGCUGCUGAACAAGCUGCUGCAGAAGACAACUCUGGUAACAUUAGAAUCCCAGCAGGUGAAGAAACUGUUGCUGUUGACAAGAAAAAGAAAAAGGCAAAGAUUGUUGAAGUAAACAGUGAUGACGACGAAGUCCCACAAGUUGAAGAAAACAAGGAAGCCUCUGGAAAGAAAUCACCAGUUCAAAGAAGAAAAAAGGUUGAUUAA